This is a messenger RNA of Archocentrus centrarchus (flier cichlid), 17390 nucleotides long. It is a transcript of the gene sspo, whose product is annotated as SCO-spondin. The transcript has 117 exons. Bases 1 to 17172 code for a protein of 5723 amino acids. NCBI's taxonomy places the organism in Eukaryota, Metazoa, Chordata, Actinopteri, Cichliformes, Cichlidae. The record is from RefSeq and is a predicted model, not a curated record. Gene Ontology annotation, molecular function: protein binding. Gene Ontology annotation, cellular component: extracellular matrix.
AUGGAGAAACUGCUACUGAGUCUGCUUGGUCUGCAAACAGUAAUGGGAAUGGGACAUUGGUGUGAACACAGGGUACAAGAAAGAGUGGAACAAGUCCUGUCCCCACGCCUACAGCUUGAAGUGAGAUGUUCUGAGGUGUAUCAGUACAACACCCAAGGAUGGAGGCUGGAUGUGGACAGGAUGAGAAUCAAACAUGGGGGUGAUGAUGGCAUUGCUCUGUACUAUAAACAACAGGGGUCCAAGGCAUCCUGUUUCUUAUACAAACCUCCAGAGAUGCAGAGGCAGAUGGUAAACAAAACAGUGAGAGCAUGUUGUGAGGGAUGGGGUGGCCCACGCUGCGCUGAAGCUGUUGGUGUGCGUGGUCAGUGCUACUCUACAUGGAAUUGUGAGGAAUUCCCUGGAGUUCAUAAUUCCUCGCUUAUGCUCAUGGAGCAGUGCUGCAGCACCCUGUGGGGACUGAGCUGGAAGAAUGCUUCAGACGAAACCUGUUUGUCUUGCACCUACACUUUGCUUCCAGACUCCCAAACCUCUCCUGUGGUGCGUAUUGGUUUGUUGGGUAGUGCCAGGGUUCCUCAGAGCUCAGCCACCUGCAUGUCCUGGGGUGGAGUCCACUACCGUACUUUUGACAGGAAGCACUUCCACUUCCAGGGCAGCUGUACCUACCUGCUGGCCUCAUCGACUGAUAGCACCUGGGCUGUUUACAUCAGUACAGUUUGUGAUGGGCGAGAAGACUGCAGUAAGGCACUAAGAAUGAUGCUGGGUCUUGACUUGGUUUCAGUUCAUCACAGAAAUUUAACCCUGAAUAAUCUACCUGUUCCAAUUGGAGAGCCACGUUUUCAAAAUGGAGUAAGUAUACAUUGGCUGGGAGAUUUUGUGUUUGUGGAGAGUGGCCUGGGGGUCAGAGUGAAGUUUGAUUUGACAAACACAGUAUACCUGACAGUGACCGCCGAACACCUGGCAAACACUAGGGGGCUCUGUGGAGUCUACAACAACAAUGCUGAUGAUGAUUUCACCACAACGGAUGGAUCCGUGUCCCAGUAUGCAGCCAGCUUUGGGAACUCGUGGAAAGUUCCGGACCAGCACGAUGAAGGCUGCAGUGAUGGAGCUGAGCUCGGUCACAGCUGUGAUGUGACAGGAGACUCUGCGCUACACCGUCAAGCAGAGUCAGUGUGCCACCAACUGCUGGAAGACCCCUUCACUCAUUGCCAUCUCCAGCUGGAUCCAGCAGCCUACAUAGACACCUGUCUUUACCUGUAUUGCAGCCUGCCACCCAAAGAGAGAGAAAGGGCAGUAUGCGACACCCUGGCUAGCUACGCCCGAGAGUGUAACCAACAACACAUCAUCCUAAUGUGGAGAACACCCACUCUGUGUGGGCGUGUCUGUCCCAGAGGUCAGGUGUUUUCAGACUGCAUGUCCUCGUGUCCUCCCACUUGUACUUCUCCACAGCCCCCAGGGCCUUCUGCAGCUAUGGACCAGUGCAGGGAUGAGUGCGUUGGGGGAUGUGAAUGUCCUCCAGGCCUUUACUUUCACCAGGGAAGGUGUCUGAAAAGAGAUGACUGUCCUUGUUUUCAUCGCAGACGCGCAUACCAGUCAGGGGACAAAAUACAGCAGAGAUGCAACACCUGUGUGUGCAGUGCAGGUCAGUGGCAGUGUACUGGGGAGAAGUGUGCAGCUGAGUGCACCCUAAUGGGGUCUCUACAGGUGACCACUUUUGACAAAAAGAGGUAUUUACUGCAAGGAAGAGACUGUUCCUUCAUUGCUGUGGAGGACUUUGUUGAUAGGAAGGUAGUUGUGAGUGUGCGCUGUGGAGAAUAUGUAGCAGGAAGGGGAAAGGAAGGAGGAGUGGGAUGUCUAAAAGAGAUGUCAGUCACAGCUCUCAGGACCACAGUCACCAUCACAGGCACUGGUACAGUGAGACUGAAUGGCCAGAGGGAGGCUGUGCCCUUGGUAACAGGGGAUCUAGCUGUGUUGAGAGCCUCCUCUUCAUUUCUCCUCAUCCAGACUUUUGGAGCCCAGAUUCUCUGGUACCUAGACGGACCACUGGCCAUCAUCACCCUGCAGCCUGGCUUUGCAAACAAGGUGCGUGGACUGUGUGGAACAAUGACCUGGAACCAGCGUGACGACUUUACCACCCCAGAAGGAGAUGUGGAGAACAGUGUGACAUCCUUUAUCGGAAAAUUCACAACAGAGCACUGCUCUCUGCCUAGAGGACCUCCCCCAGACACCUGCUCUACGUACACUCAGAGGAGACAGUACGCUGAGACAGUGUGUGCUGUCAUACACAGCCCCAUCUUUCAGGUGUGUCAUGAUGUGGUGGAGAGGGAGCCAUACUUCCGUCUCUGCUUGUCCGAGGUUUGCAGCUGUGUUGCACAGGGAGCCUGUCACUGCACUGUUCUCACUGCCUAUGCCCGACACUGUGCUCAGGAAGGUGUUGUGGUCCAGUGGCGCAACCACACCUUCUGCACAAUCCAGUGUUCAGGGGGUCAAGUGUACCAGGAGUGUGGUCGUGCUUGUGGGAGCUCAUGCUCAGAUUUGAGACAGGGCUGGAGCUGUGAUGACAGUGGUGGUCAAAGAAUGUGUGUUCCAGGUUGCCAGUGCCCACCAGAACUAGUGCAGGAUGAUCAGGGUCAAUGUGUUCCCAUCUCUUUGUGCCCCUGCAUGCAAGAAGACAAGAUGUAUUCACCUGGGGCCGUGGUUCAAAAUAAUUGUAACACCUGUGUGUGUGAGCAGGGGUUGUUUAACUGCACCCAGGAGCUCUGUGAGGAGGUGAACCAGUGUCCUGACAAUCUAGUCUACUCCCCACGCUCCUGCCUGCUCACCUGCUCAAGCUUGGAUCCUCCUGGCCAACAGCAGGGGUCAAGUGUCACUCAGUCAAGCUGUAGAGAGCCCCUCUCUGGCUGUGUCUGUCCACGGGGAACUGUCUUACUAGGAGAUCGCUGUGUCCUGCCAGAUGAAUGCCCAUGUCACCACAACGGUCGAGUUUAUUACAGUAAUGACACCAUCACUAAAGACUGCAACACAUGUGUAUGUAAUGAGCGUCGCUGGCACUGUAGCCGGUCUGUCUGUGCUGGCGUAUGUGUGGCAACAGGUGACCCUCACUAUGUGACAUUUGACGGUCGUUGCUACUCUUUCCUGGGUGAUUGCCAGUAUGUGCUAGCGAGGGAGACCAGUGGCUUGUUUAGCGUCACGGCAGAGAAUGUGCCAUGUGGAAGCACCGGGGUCACCUGCACAAAAUCAGUCACCCUUAACCUGGGAAACACAGUCAUACACCUGCUGAGAGGUAAAGCUGUGACAGUAAAUGGGAUGCCAGUUAGCCUACCAAAGUCCUACAGUGGCAGUGGCCUGACUUUGGAAAAUGUUGGCCUGUUUGUGUCCCUCUCUUCACAACUUGGAGUCACUUUGCUGUGGGAUGGAGGAAUGCGUGUGUAUGUGCGCUUGUCAGCCCAUCUUCAGGGUCGAGUUGGGGGCCUGUGUGGUAACUUUGAUGGAGACACAGAGAAUGACUUCACAACACGGCAAGGAAUUGUGGAGUCCACAGCCGAGCUGUUUGGAAACUCUUGGAAAGUCAUCCCCUCCUGCCCUGACGUGGCCAACCAGGACCUCCGGGACCCCUGUGCUCUGAACCCUCACAGAGUAACAUGGGCCAGGAAAAAGUGUGCUGUGUUGACUCAAGAACUUUUCUCAAUGUGCCACCCUGAGGUACCCUUCCAGCAGUAUUAUGACUGGUGUGUCUUUGAUGCUUGCGGCUGUGACUCAGGUGGGGACUGUGAGUGUCUCUGCACAGCCAUUGCUACAUACGCUGAAGAGUGCAACCGGCGAGGGGUCUACAUCCACUGGAGGUCCCAGGAGCUCUGUCCUCUGCAGUGUGACAAUGGGCUGGUAUAUAAUCCCUGUGGUCCAGCUUGCUCCCAUUCUUGUCCGAGUGUUCAGCAAAGUCCACAUUCCAGCUGCAGUGCCCUUUCCUGUGUGGAGGGCUGCUUUUGUCCCGCAGGCACUGUCCGACAUGGCGACAGCUGUGUAGUUCCUACCCAGUGUCCAUGUGAGUGGGAUGGCUCCAUGUUUCCACCUGGAACUACCAUCACUCAGAACUGCCAGAACUGUUCCUGUGAGGAAGGUGUGUGGAAGUGUGAGGGUGUGGCUUGCCCUCCUCCCUCCCCUCCAUGUCUGGAGUCAGAGUUUACCUGUGCUGGGGGACGGUGCAUCCCCUCCCAGUGGGUGUGUGACAAUGAAGAUGACUGUGGUGAUGGUUCAGAUGAGAUCUGCCCAUCCACCUGCUCCCCAAAACAAUUUCGCUGUACCAGCACACCAAGUGGACCAUGUUUGAACCUGGCUCUACGUUGUGAUGGCCACCCAGACUGUGCUGACCAAUCAGAUGAGGAGUUCUGUGGACCUGCCACCACUGUGCCCCUGUGCCCAUCUGGGGAAUUUCAGUGUGCAAAUGGAAAGUGUCUGCCAGUCAGCCGUGUUUGUGAUGGAAGGCUGGACUGUGGCUUUGCUGAUGGGUCGGAUGAGCAAGACUGUGAUAUAGUGUGUGAUGAAGGGGAGUUCCUGUGUGCGGGGGGACGAUGCAUUCUGUACCUUCAUCACUGCGAUGGCCAUGAUGACUGUGGGGACCUCAGUGAUGAGAGAGGGUGUGUGUGUCCACCAGGAGAGUUUCAGUGUCCAGGAGGCCAAUGUAUCCCCGCAGACAGAGUAUGUGAUGGAAACAGAGACUGCCCCUCUGGAAUUGAUGAGGCUGUCUGUCCAAGUAAAGUAACCUGUGCACCAGAUCAGUUUGCCUGUGGUGAUGGUACAUGUGUUCCCAGCACUAAGCUGUGCGAUGGAGCCACUGACUGUCCAGGAAGAGAGGAUGAGAACAGAAAUAACUGCUACACCAGAACCACAACACCAGUACUCCUGCCUGUCACACCAACUUCUGCUUGUAGGGCUUACGAAUUCAGUUGUGCCACUGUUGGGCAGUGUGUGCCUCAGGCCUGGCGUUGCGAUGGAGAAACAGAUUGUAGGGAUGGCAGUGAUGAGCAGCAGUGUGGUGCUCCAUGUGACUCUGGCCAGGUGCCUUGUGUCAGUGGGGACCAGUGUGUGAACUACCAGCAGCUCUGUGAUGGGACCCCACAUUGCAGGGAUGCCUCAGAUGAGAGUAUCGACAACUGUGGCUCUACUCGGAUACCUCCCUGUCUAGGCAACUUCCCAUGUGACAACCACACCUGUGUGAACAUGUCACAGGUCUGCAAUGGCAUUCCAGACUGCCCACGGGGUGAUGAUGAGUUGGUGUGUGAUAAGACUGUCUCACCAACACCUGGCAGUAGGAACACAACUGUCACCUGCCCUGAAUUCACGUGUAUGGAUGGAACUUGUGUCCCCUUUAACAUGGUGUGUAAUGGUGUUCCAGACUGCCCAGACUCCUCAAUAGGACUGACUGGAGGCCCCACAGAUGAGCAGAGCUGCAGAACCUGGAGCUCCUGGGGCCCUUGGAGUCCUUGCAGCACCACCUGUGGGACUGGCUUUAUGAGCCGGGAGAGAUCUUGCCCUCCAGGGGACCCGCUGCGCCACUGUAGGGGCCAGGACAUCCAGAAGCAGCAGUGUUUCAAUGACACCUGUCCUGUUGAUGGACAGUGGCUGCCGUGGGAGAGCUGGUCAAACUGUUCCAGUAGUUGUGGUGGAGUUCAGGUCAGAAACAGAGGAUGCAUACCUCCUCGCUACGGAGGCCAAGACUGUUUCCAGCUCCCGGGACCAUAUAACUUUUCCAUGGAAAUCAAACCAUGUCCUAACGAUGGAUGUGACAACACCAGCUGUCCCACAGGCCUGGUUAGACACAGUUGUACUGCCUGCCCAUUCUCCUGUGCCCACAUCAGCAGUGGGUCAGCCUGCGAUCCUGGAGCACCUUGUUUCUCAGGAUGCUGGUGUCCAGAGGGCCAAGUGAUGAGCCAUACACAACACUGUGUGUCACCAGAGGAGUGUACGUGUGAAGUGGCAGGUGUGCGCUACUGGCUGGGCCAGCAGAUAAAAUUGGACUGUGAGAUUUGUGUUUGUGAGAGAGGAAGGCCACAGAGAUGUCAGCCUAACCCUGACUGCUCAGUGCACUGUGGCUGGUCAUCAUGGUCUGAGUGGGGAGAGUGUCUGGGGCCAUGUGGUGUCCAAAGCGUUCAGUGGUCCUUCCGCAGCCCUAAUAAUCCCAGCAAACAUGGAGAUGGUAGAACAUGCAGAGGAAUUUACAGAAAAGCUCGCCGGUGUCAGACAGACCCCUGUCAGGAGUGUGAGUAUCACGGUCAGUCCCAUACAGUCGGAGACAGAUGGUGGUCAGAGAAAUGUCAAUUAUGCCACUGUCUUCCCAACCUCAAAGUGAAGUGUUCCCCCUAUUGUCCAUAUACUGCCACUGGAUGCCCUCAGGGUCAAAGUCUGAUGCCUGGAGAGGGAGACAGGUGUUGUUACUGCAAAGGUGAAAACGACACCAUACUUACAACAAUUAGUCCUUUCACUGUGACCUCCAAGCCAGCAGAGGUCACUACACCCCUGAUUCCCACAUAUCCUCUUCCUCCUGGCGAUAAAUGUUGGUCUCCUUUGGGUGUCCAGUCUCUCCCAGCAUCAAGUUUCAGUGCCUCGUCUCAGCAGGCUGGUCACCCCCCUGAUGCAGCUCGUCUCCAUGCAUGGGACCCUCACAGUGACCUCCAGGGCUGGAGUCCACAACCAGAGGAGUAUAAGGACCUACCACAGCGGAGCCCUGAUAGAUACACUGACAACCCACAAAGCCCGUUCAUACAGAUAGACCUGCUGAAACCUUAUAACAUCACUGGUGUAUUGACCCAGGGUGGAGGUGUGUUUGGCACAUUUGUGUCCAGCUUCUACAUCCAGUUCAGCCAGGAUGAAAAGCAGUGGUACACUUACAAAGAGCUUGUUGCUGAUGCCCGGCCCAUACCCAAGGUUUUUCUUGGUAAUCAUGAUGAUCGAGGAGUGACAGAAAGCAGACUGGACAGGGUAGUGUUGGCUCAGUUUGUCCGUGUCUUGCCCUAUGACUUUCAGAAUGGCAUUUACCUUCGCCUCGAGAUCAUGGGCUGUGGCGAUGGUUGGUUGCCCACCCCUCCCCCACCAGUCUCCCCAGUAGGUGGCUGCAGAGAAAAAGAGUUCCAGUGUAAAAAUGGUCGCUGUGUGCCUGCAGGUCCACUCGGUGUUGUCUGUGAUGGCGUUAAUGAUUGUGGGGACAGUUCAGAUGAGAUGUACUGUGGUAUGCAACCCUCCUCUACAGUCACCAGUCCACGUAGUUGCCCUGCUGGUCAAUUCUCCUGCCCCCCACCAGGUGGAUGCAUUGAGGCAGGGAAGCGUUGUGAUGGAAAUCCCCACUGUCCCAGAGGAGAGGAUGAAAAUGGAUGCCACCCUCAUGCCAACAUUACUGCUCAGCCAUACACACCCACUCCUGCUCCUCUGAGGACUCCGUCUAUGGCUGCUGUCACUCAUCCUGCUGAUGGUGGCCCAGGAUAUCAUGGGAUCUGCUCCUCUCCCCUCGGACUGGAGGAUGGGAGAGUUUAUUACGGUCAGCUCACUUCAUCCUCCCAGCGUGACAACAACCCUGCUGAUGCCGGACGACUAAAUAUUGUCCCAAACAUCCAGGUUAUGGAGCCCGGUUGGAGCCCCUUGCCAACAGAUCCCCAGCCAUAUUUUCAGGUGGAUUUCUUGGAGCCCACAUGGGUGUCAGGUGUGGUGACACAGGGCACUGAACACAUGCGGGGUUACCUCACUAAAUACCACCUGGCAUUUGCGCUGCAUAGCAGCCUCUUCACAGACUUUACUGAGAAUGGGAAACCUGGUGGCCCUGCUAAGGUGUUUGAAGUACGGAUGGUGGGCAUAACCCCUGUGACCCGCUGGCUUGGUCGACUGGUUAGAGCUCGCUACGUGCGCAUUAUCCCUACAGAAUUCAGGCACACAUUUUACCUGCGUGUGGAGCUCCUUGGCUGCCAAGGAGAUGAGCUGGUAACCCCCAGCAGUGUGACAACAUCUCCCUCUGGAGGUGGGAACGUGACUGUGCAGCACUGUAAGCCUGGUCAGUUUUCAUGCCAGCACAGCCAAGAGUGCGUCUCUGUGUCUUUGCUUUGUGAUGGCCAACCAGACUGCAAGGAUCAUUCUGAUGAGAUUGGCUGUGGUACAGCUCCAACCAGAGGCUUUCCAGGUCUGCAAAACCAGACCAGUUCUGCAGGGAGACCAGGUAUCCGUGGUGACCACACUACAGGUGCCCCCCGCCUACAUACCACCAGGUCCCAAGGUAGCCUUCCUAGUGUGCCAACAUCAGGAGUCACAGAACCAACUAGAUUACAGAACAUCACGAGUGCUAGUCAGCCUGGACUGCAUCCCAGCACAUGGGCGCACCCUGGUACACCUGGUCUUCAUUCCACAAAAGCCCCACUGAUCACCACAAGCCCCCAUGAUGGUGGCCUACCCAAAGUGCUUUGCGUUGAGGGCCAGUUUGCAUGCCAAUCAUCUGGGUGUGUUUACCGAGCACAAGUGUGUGAUGGGAUACAAGACUGUUUGGAUGGGUCAGAUGAACAACACUGUGGCACCACAGCCAGGCCAUCAGUGACUUCACAGCGGUCCGUGGUGCCCAGCCCCUGCUCUCCCAAGCAGUUCUCCUGUGACAGUGGGGAGUGUGUUCACCUGGACCGCAGGUGUGACCUGCAGAAGGACUGUGUAGAUGGAUCUGAUGAAAAAGACUGUGUAGACUGUAUCAUGUCCCCAUGGACAGCAUGGAGUGCCUGCAGUGUAUCCUGUGGGCUUGGCUCUUUGUUCCGGCAGAGGGAUAUAUUGAGGGAAGCGCUGCCUGGGGGAACUUGUAGUGGAGCUCAGUUUGACAGUCGAGCCUGCUUUCCUCAAGCAUGUCCAGUUAAUGGUCAUUGGUCAGAGUGGACCGAGUGGUCGGAAUGUGACGCUCAUUGUGGAGGAGGAGUCAGGCAGAGGAACCGGACCUGCUCCGCUCCUCCUCCUAAGAACAGUGGACGGGACUGUGAGGGAAUGACCAGGCAGAGCCAGAGCUGCAACAGCCAGCCCUGCGCCAAAGACACUGACACACAGACAGGUUGUGUCAAUGGCAUGGUGUUGGUAGCGGAGGAAGACUGCCAGGCUGGGAGAGUGGAUCCCUGCCCUCCUACCUGCUCACAUCUCAGCUUAGCCAACAACUGCACUGCAGAGUGUAUUUCGGGGUGUCGCUGUCCCUACGGGCUCUACCUUCAAGAGGGACGAUGUGUGAAUUCAAGCCAGUGUGUCUGUCACUGGGAUGGCCAAAUACUGCAACCAGGACAGGUGGUCAGCAGGGACCAGUGUACCACAUGUAAAUGCAGAGAUGGUCAAGUCACUUGUGACGUAUCCAGCUGUGUGCCAGCCUGUCACUGGUCAGCCUGGUCGUCAUGGUCACCAUGUGAUGUAACCUGUGGUCUGGGGCUACAACAACGUUACAGGUCUCCAGUGAAUCCAGCAGGAGCAGUCAGAGUCCAACCCUGUCCAGGAGAUUCCUCUGAGGCUCAACACUGCUCCAGCCCAUGCCUCCCUGUACUACCAGGUGUUGGGUGGAGUAAAUGGACCAGAUGGUCAGAGUGCAGCAAAACAUGUUUCAACCAUGUAGAUGAUGUGGGAAUUAGGCUACGAUUCCGCAGCUGCAACCACACAUACACACCAUUUAACCACACGCACACGCAGUCUGUCUGCAAUGGAGACAGUGAGGAGCAAGAACCUUGCAACACUGUGUACUGUCCGGUGCCUGGUGGUUGGUCAGCCUGGUCUCCAUGGUCUCAGUGUUCAUCCAAGUGUGACUCUGGUGUCCAGACCAGAGAGAGACUCUGCAAUUCCCCAGUGCCACAGCAUGGAGGCAAUAGCUGUGUUGGGCCUCACAUACAGACACGGGACUGCAACUCUCACCCCUGUUCAGGUGUGUGUCCAGAGGGUAUGGUGUAUAUGACAGCAAAAGAGUGUGAGGCUCAGCGUGGUGCAUGUCCACGGGUGUGCUUGGACAUGACCUCCAUGGAGGUACAAUGUACCACCACCUGUUAUGAUGGCUGCUACUGUGCCCUGGGCUUCUACCUGCUCAACAGCAGCUGCGUGCCCUUGGCACAGUGCCCGUGUUACCACCAAGGAGAGAUGUACUUAGCUGGUGCCACACUGCCUGUUGAUGGCUGUAAUAACUGUACUUGCACAAAUGGAAAAAUGGAGUGUGGGAUGUUUCCCUGUCCUGUGGACUGCGGCUGGAGCACCUGGACACAGUGGAGUGCUUGCAGUCAGACAUGUGAUGUUGGUGUGAGGAGGAGGUAUCGUUCAGGAACCAACCCCCCUGCUGCAUUUGGUGGUCGUCCCUGCAAAGGAGACAGGGUUGGGAUAGAUACCUGCAGCGUUGAGCCCUGCUUUGGUGUAACGGAGCCAUGGAGUACAUGGUCAGAGUGUUCAGUGACCUGUGGAGGAGGGUACAGGACCCGAACCCGUGGACCCAUCCGAAUCCACGGCACCACUCAGCAGUUCAGCACCUGUAACCUGCAGCCUUGUGGUGAAGGCAAGAAGUGUCCUCCUGGCCAGGAGUGGAUGCAGUGUGUGAGGGGGGCAGUGUCAUGUAUGGACCUCACAAUGGAGCUCAGCAGAAACUGUACUCCAGGAUGCCAGUGUCCACGAGGGACCAUCCAGCAGGACGGUGUGUGUGUGAGCGAGUCUGACUGUCGCUGUGAUGUUGGUGGACAGCAGUACAAACCAGGAGACAUUAUCCCCUUAGACUGCAAUAACUGCACCUGUGAAGGAGGAAGACUGGUGAAUUGCUCUCGUUUUAGCUGCAAUGUUGAUGGGCAGUGGUCAGCAUGGACUCCCUGGGGUCACUGUUCGGUGUCAUGUGGAGCAGGUCUCCAGUCUCGCUACCGGUUCUGUUCCAGCCCCCGGCCCUCUGGCAGUGGCCUGCCAUGUGUGGGUCCUCACCAUGAGGAUCAAGUCUGCAUCAUUGCCCAAUGUGACCGUGAUGGUGGCUGGGGUCAGUGGAGCAAUUGGACAGAGUGUACCAAGUCAUGUGGUGGGGGGGUCCGAAGCAGACGGAGACACUGUGACAGUCCCAGUCCAGAAGGGAAGGGGAAUUACUGUGAGGGAUCGGGAAGUGAAGUCACACGUUGUAACAUUGACCACUGCCCAGUGGCGCCAUGUUUCCUGGUCCCAGGAACUGUAUUCAGCAGCUGUGGGCCCUCCUGCCCUCGCUCCUGCGAUGACCUUACUCACUGUGAGUGGAAUUGUGAACCAGGAUGCUACUGUACAGAGGGAAAAGUCCUGUCUGCUAAUGGGACUGUCUGUGUAGAGAAGGAAGACUGUCCCUGCCUGGACCUUAGCACUGGACAACGACUGGAACGUGGAGAUACCAUUGAAGCCCUUGAUGGAUGCAACAACUGCACCUGUGAAGGUGGGAAAUUCAACUGUACUCGAAACUCCUGCCCAGUGUCGGGUGGCUGGUGUGAGUGGUCAGAGUGGACUCCCUGCUCCAGGACCUGCGGGGCAGAGUCAGUGUCCCGCUACAGGAGCUGUAGCUGUCCUGAGCCAGAGGCUGGAGGACAGCUGUGCACUGGUGAACAGGAAAUGCACAGUGGAAUCGGAGUUCAGAUCCAGAGACAGCCUUGCCCUGUCAUUACUUUCUGUCCAGUUCAUGGUUCAUGGAGUCCUUGGUCCAUGUGGUCAGAGUGUGAUGGAUGCACUGGGUCGUCAACUCGUACCAGAGAGUGUAACAGUCCUCCUACUAAAUAUGGUGGCCUGCCAUGUCUUGGAGAGGGGAGGCAGAGCCGUGGUUGCAAUGAAAAUAUCACUGUCUGCUCAGACUGUGGUGGAGGCCAGGAAGAAUGGCCUUGUGGCAAACCCUGUCCUCGCUCCUGUUCGGAUCUCCAUGGUGACACAGAGUGCUUGGACUCCCCUGGGUGUAGCUGGACCUGUGGUUGUCCGGGUGACAUGGUGCUGCAGGAUGGAGUGUGUGUGGUCAGGGACGAGUGUCGCUGCAAAUACCACAACUCUGCUACUGGUAGUGUGGAUUACAGCAAUGCAUCAUGGGUGUGGCCCAGUGGAUCUGUUUGGCAGUUUGCAAAUCCAGGAGAGAAAAUUAUCAGUGAUUGCAAAAACUGUUCAUGUGAGGCUGGGGUUCUGCAGUGUCAGUCUGUCCCUGGCUGCCGUGUUGAUGGUGGCUGGAGUCAAUGGGGAGAAUGGACUGAAUGCUCUCUUUCAUGUGGCGGUGGAGUCCAGUUCAGAAGACGCCUGUGUGAUAAUCCAUCUCCUCAGAGUGGUGGAAGAGGCUGCCUGGGUGUCACUGAGCAGCAGAGAGACUGCAACACGCACCUGUGCACAGAAUCAGUGGGCCCGUGGCUGCCCUGGUCUCAGUGGUCUGAGUGUUCAGUCAGCUGUGGGGGAGGGCAGCAGUCCCGCUCUCGUCUCUGCAGCUCUUUGGCUUGCAGUGGCCUCAGUCAUCAGAGCAAAACCUGCAAUACCCACGUCUGCCUUGAUGUGGGCUGCCCUCCGGGGAGGCUGUAUAGGGAGUGUGAACGAGGAGAAGGUUGUCCUUUCAGCUGUGUUCAGGUCAGCGGCAGGGAGGGGUGCUACAAUGAUGGCUGUGAGGAAGGCUGCCACUGUCCUGUGCACACCUAUCAGCACCAUGGCCUCUGUUUACCGGAAUGUCCCUGUCUGGUGGAUAAAGAGUUUCUGGCCUCUCUGCAGAGUGUCUCUGUAACAUCAGUCUCAUCUCUGCUUUUUCACAACAUCUCAGAGGGUAUGGAGCUCCAGCCUGGAGAUACAUUUGUCCAUGACUGCAGCACCUGUGGCUGUGUGCAUGGCAGGUGGAACUGUUCCUUGGAGCACUGCCCUGUGGAUGGUGGUUUGUCUUCCUGGGGCCCCUGGAGCCCCUGCUCACUAACUUGUGGUGGUCUAGGACUGAAGACUCGCUCUAGGGGUUGCACACAGCCUGCCCCGGCCCAUGGAGGGAGAGACUGCCAGGGGCCACAGAGGGAAACAACCUACUGCCAGGCCCCAGACUGUCCAGGUACUUUGGGGGAUUUAUUUGUUGUUCCAACAGAAGAACCAGCCAUACCAGAUGAGGAUUCUGGAUUCUCUCCUUGGUCACUGUGGAGUCCUUGCACAAAGACCUGCACUGAUGCUCUCACCCCGGCUAUAAAGUCCCGCCACCGACAGUGUGUGAAACCACCCUGUUCUGGAAGCUCUCACCAAGAGAAGGCCUGCAACUUGCCCCAAUGUCCAGGCGGGAUAUGUGUAAGGCCCGACUGUGCACAGAGGAACUGUUCGUGGACUGAGUGGGGAGAAUGGAGCGCUUGCUCACGGUCCUGCGGAGUGGGUCAGCAGCAGAGGAUCCGAACGUUCCUGCGCCCUGGCACAAACGGCUCGUGGUGUGAGGGCAUCCUUGAAGGAAACGUAGAGCAUCGCUUCUGUAACAUCAAACCCUGCAGAGUUGAUGGAGGCUGGUCCCGGUGGAGUCCCUGGUCUCGCUGUGAUAAGCGUUGCGGUGGCGGACGCUCUAUACGCACUCGCUCCUGCUCUAGUCCUCCACCCAAAAAUGGUGGAAAGAAGUGUGAAGGAGAGAAGAACCAAGUCAAGCCUUGCAACAUUAAACCUUGUGAUGAGAAAGGGUGCCCACCAGGCCAAGAGUUUGUGGUGUGUGCCAACCAGUGUCCACAGCGCUGCUCAGACCUCCAGCAGGGCAUAGAGUGUCAGAGCAACACCGACUGCCAGCCUGGCUGCCGCUGCCCUAAAGGUCAGUUGGAGCAGGACGGGGUGUGUGUGCAGCUGUGGCAGUGCAACUGUGUGGACUUACUGGGACAGAUUUGGGUGGCCGGCAGCACACAUCAGGUGGACUGCAACAACUGCAGCUGCUCUGAUGGACAGCUCCUCUGCACCAAUGACAGCUGCCAGGCUACCUGUGUUUGGAGCUCCUGGUCCAGUUGGGCUCCAUGCAGUGUUUCCUGUGGCCAGGGCCAGAGAACCAGAUACAGGUCCCUGACCCCAGAGACUGAAGGAGCACAUUGCCACUUUGAGGAGGUCCAGCACAGAUCCUGCAAUCCAGGAACCUGCCCCCCUCUAUGUCUGCUUGACAACCAGACCCUCAGUUUGGGAGACACCUGGCUCCAAGGAGAAUGUAAACAAUGCACAUGCAUUCCAGAGGGAGUUUUCUGCCAAGACAUUGACUGCAGAGUGGAUGGUGCUUGGACUCCCUGGUCAGUGUGGUCUGACUGCUCAGUGACUUGUGGCCGGGGCACACAUGUUCGAACCCGUGCCUGUAUAAACCCCCCACCACGAAACAACGGGUCUCACUGCAGUGGGCCAGAGAGAGAAACCCAGGACUGUCAGACCCCUCCCUGCCUGGAUGACCUUUGCCCGUGGUCUCCUUGGUCAACAUGCUCUCAGAGCUGUGGGGCGGGGUCUGUAUCACGACACAGGGUGUGUGUGUGUGAGCAGGGCGGAGAUACAGCGUGUACCCCUGAGAUUGAGGCUGAAAGGAACAGUGUGGAGACUCAGCUUUGUUACAAACAGCCCUGUCCAGCCUGUCCCAUGUCAGCCUGGAGUGUUUGGUCUCAGUGUGCCUGUGAGUCUCAAAGGCAGCUGCGUUACCGCGUAGCUCUCUCUUCACCCACCAGGGGGCAACAGUGCACCCCUGUAGAAACACAGAGCCGGGCAUGCAGUCUCAGUCAGUGUGAUGUCUGCAAAGCCCCAUUUGUGUACUCGGCGUGUGGCGCACCCUGUCAGAAGCAAUGUGAACUGCAUGGCCGUAAAGAUCUGUGUCUCAGUGCCAGAGAGUGCACACCUGGCUGUUACUGUCCACAGGGCCUGCUGCAGUAUAAUGGUAGCUGUGUUCCUCCAGAGGAAUGUGGCUGCAUCCAUUUGCAGCACCAAGCUUCGGGAGAGCUACCCACACCUGUCACCAUCCCACAGGGGGCCACGGUCACCAUAGGCUGCAGUACCUGUCUUUGUCACAAUGGCAGUUUGCAGUGUGACAUGAGAGAAUGUGAAGUCAUCCUCAGUGAGUGGUCAGGGUGGACUCCCUGUUCCCCCUGUACGCUCUCUUCCUCUCUGCAGUACAGCGCUUUAUCAGCAGCUAUCAACAGCUCACAACUGGUCUCAAUCCAGAGGCGCUUUCGAGCCUGUUUGGACCUGGAUUCUGGUCUUCCUGUCACUACAGAGGAGGAGAGCCAGUGCCCAGGACUACUGGUAGAGGAGAGGCUAUGUCCAGAUGCUAACAUCUGCAGAGAUCUGUGUCACUGGAGUGCGUGGAGUGCUUGGACAGCAUGUGCAGAGCCAUGCAGUGGUGGAGUCAGGCAGCGCUACAGACAGGCCCACGCUGCUCAUUGUAGGAGCCAAGAGACACAGAGCCAAGGCUGCAACACAGGACUCUGCCCAGGAGAGCGUUGUGAGGAUAGGGGUCGAGCCUACCAGGAGAGCUGUGCCAAUCAGUGUCCUCGCAGUUGCACUGACUUAUGGGAUCAUGUGCAGUGUCUCCAAGGAGCCUGUCACCCAGGUUGUCGGUGUCCAGAAGGACAGUUGUUGCAGGACGGCCACUGUGUGUUAGUGACAGAGUGUCGCUGUGGUAUCCCAUCAGGCAACGGGACACUGGAGUUCAGCCCUAAAGAGGAGCUCACCAUGGACUGUAAUACUUGUGUGUGCGAGAAUGGCACUCUGGUGUGCUCCAAGCUUCCCUGUCCAGGUUAUGAGCCCUGGAGUCCAUGGAGCUCCUGCUCAGCUUCAUGUGAGCGUGGCCAGAGAACCAGGACACGCGACUGCCAGGAUGCCGAGGGCGGCCCUCCCUGUACCGAAAUCAUGCAAACAGAAAUCUGUGAUCUGCCAUCAUGUCCAGUGGGUUGUUUGUUGAGUGAGUGGUCAACCUGGAGUGAGUGCAGCGCCUCUUGUGAUGGCGGGUUGUCAGUGCGGAACAAGACAGUCCUUAAAGAGCCAGAGCUUGGUGGGACAGCCUGUGUUGGCCCACUUGAACAACACACUGUCUGUAACACUAACAGCUGCCUUCCUGAGUGUCCCAGCAGGCAGGUGUUCAGUGAUUGCUCAGGCUCCUGUCCAUAUACCUGUGAGGACUUGUGGCCACACACUCAGUGUUUACCUGGACCCUGCACACCUGGGUGUACAUGCCCUCCUGGACAGGUGCUGUACCAGGGCUCCUGUGUGACUCAUGCUGACUGUCCCUGUUCGCCAUUGUCUUUGCCGGCUGAGUUCCAAAACUGGAAUGUCAGCGCUGAGUACUUCACAGAAGCUCUGCUGCCACCUGGAACGGCCAUUAGGCACCUCUGCAAUACAUGUGUGUGCCAAGGUGGAAUAUUCAACUGUACCUCAGAGCCCUGUGAGGUGGACUGCCAGUGGUCCAGCUGGUCCCAGUGGAGUCCAUGUUCAGCCAGCUGUGGUACAGGACAGCAGAGCUCCUUCAGAUCUGUUCUGCAGCCCAAUCAGUAUGGAGGGGCUCCAUGUGAAGGCCCUAACCUCCGCACCACAACCUGCAUUGCACCUGACUGUGUGUGUCCUGAUGGGGAGCAGUGGAGGAGGACCACAUCAGAGGAGAUCCCGCUGUGUGAGAGGAGCUGCCAGGACAUUUACUCCUCCACUCCUGUCAACUGCACCCACUCUGCUGAGGGCUGUGUGUGUCGGGAGGGGCUGUAUCGAAACCCAGAGGGCUUGUGUGUCAUCGCUGCCCUCUGCCCUUGCCAUGACCAGGGCAUUGUGCAGGAGGCAGGAUCAGAGUGGGAGGAGGACUGUCUGUCGUGCAGCUGUGUGAACGGGAGAAAAUUGUGCCGGCUGAGGUGCCCUCCGCUUUACUGCGAUGAGAGGGAAGUGAAGGUGGAACAACCAGGCAGUUGCUGUCCAGUCUGCAGAAAGCAGUUUCCAGGUGAGCCUGUGCCAGAGUGUCAUCGCUAUGUGCAGGUCAGGAACAUCACCAAGGGAGACUGUCGACUCGACAAUGUCGAGGUCAGCUUCUGCAGAGGACACUGCCUGUCCAGGACUGAUGUCAUCCUGGAGGAGCCAUACCUCCAAUCAAUGUGUGAGUGCUGUAGUUACCGUCUGGACCCACACACCCCGGUCCGUUUCCUCAGCCUGCAAUGUCAGAGUGGAGAGAGCGAGCCGGUUGUUCUGCCAGUCAUACACAGCUGUGAGUGCACUAGCUGCCAAGGAGGUGAUCUGUCCAGACGCUGAGUGAGUCUGUUACGUGUGUCUGUGAAUGCACUUCAGAGGAAAGUAUCAAGUCCAAAACCAUGCAAGAGCACCUCACUAAAAGCCAGCUGGGUGAUAGAUGGAGGAUUUUGGGUCGAUGAGUGGAAAAAGUCCCUCUUGAUAAACACACUGCUCUGUAGUUCUUAGUCAUCAAAUGGCUACUAAAUGAAUCCUACUGCUGAUAGUAGAUUUCUCAAAUA